AUGAUUGUUUGUUGCGUUGUUGAUCUCAUUAGAUCUUACGACUGGCGAAGUGCUAUUCUUUUGUAUGAGGAGGAUGAUGACUAUGGUAGCAUUUCCGGUGGCAUUAUCACAUCCCUAUCUAAUGCCCUUCAAGGUGUCGGAGCUGUGAUUGACGAGAUUGUUUCAUUCCCUCGUUUGGAUUCGUCCCUCACCGUGAAAGAUAUAGUGGGGAAGGAAAUGGAGAAGGUCGUUGUUAGUCAGUGUUGUAGGGUUUUUGUCAUCCUGCAGAGCUCGCCAUUGUUGAUUUUUCAUCUCUUUGAGGAGGCUCAAAGAUUGGGACUUAUGGAAGCAGGCAACACAUGGAUUGUUGUUGCUGACAGUGGUGUAAAUAGCAUCCUUGAAUUGGAAGAAAAGCUCUCUUUUUCUUACUUCUCUUCUAACGUACAAGGAGUAAUAGGGGUCAAGCCCUACUUCGAGGAAACUUCAAUGAACUUUCAAAGGUUUUAUUCAAGAUUCAGAAAAAGGUACCCAACAAAACAUCAAGAACUUAGAAUCUCUGCAAUGCAUGGUCAUGAUGCAAUCCACGCAAUCACUCUAGGGAUUGCUGAAAGCAAGAAGAGAAGGACAACAUUAUUGGAAGGGAUCCUCGCAAGUAAGAUUGAGGGGCUUACUGGUUCCAUACUGUUUGGAAAUGAUGGAAUUCGUCUACUGGAGAAUAACUCAUUGGCAUUUCAGGUUAUUAACUUUGUAGGCAAAAGUUACAGAGAGAUGGGAUUCUGGUCAGAAGGUUUUGGAUUAUGCAAACAAAAAGAUGUGAGCGUUAAUUCUUUGUUGCCAGUGUUUUGGCCUAUGGAGCAAAUAAAGGUUCCGGGAGGAUGGGGUAAGCUGAGAGUUGAAGUCCCUGGCAACAAUGUCUUUGAUGGUAGUUUUGUUAAGGUAGAGUAUGAUCACAAUGGAAGACCGAGUUUUGUGGGCGGGUUUUGCAUUGAUGUCUUCAAAGCGAGUUUGAACAAAUUGAAGUAUCACAUUGAUUUUGAGUUCCUACCAUUCAAUGGAAGCUACGAUGAUCUUAUUCAACAAGUAGCCUUGAAGAGAUUUGAUGUUGCUGUUGGUGAUAUCACAAUCUUGGCUGAUCGUAUGCCCUUUGUCGAUUUCACGUUGCCAUUUACUGAAUCAAGCAUUGGGAUGUUGGUGCGAACCAAAACCAGUGGAUAUGCUUGGAUGCUGUUGAAGCCAUUUUCAAAGGGAUUGCUUGGUUUGAUUGUUGCUUCUUUCAUCUAUACCACCCUCAUUGUCUGGUAUUUGGAAACGCGAUCAAUUAAUCUCAACUCAACAGGUGCCGAGAAAGUCCGAUUUUCAACAACACUUUGGCUCAUGUUCUCCACCAUCUUCUUCCCUCUAAAUAAGAUUCAUAGCAGCUACACUAAAUUUGUUAUGGUUGUAUGGCUCUUUGUCGUGCUGAUUAUUACUCAAACAUUCACUGCUAGUUUGAGCUCUAUACUGACAACUGAAAAGCUCAAGCCAAAACUGGGCAUCAACGGUAUUAUCGGCGUCAAUUCAGGCUCAAAGUAUUUGAUCAAAUACUUGGAGAAUGUAAUCCAUUUCCAAGGUCAAAAUAUUCGAGAGAUUAUAAAGAUAGAAGACUACCAUAAUGCAUUUCAGAGUGGAAAGAUCAGUGCAGCUUUUAUGGAAAUGCCCUACAUGCGCUUAUUUCUCUCGUUAUAUAAAGACUACACCAUCUAUGGAGAGAGCCAGAAAUUGGGCGGCUUUGGCAUUGUAAGUGGUACUAACUUCAAGUUUCUCUCUUUCCAACACAUGCAUUAA
Molecule: messenger RNA, 1803 nt
Organism: Dioscorea cayenensis subsp. rotundata (Guinea yam)
Lineage: Eukaryota; Viridiplantae; Streptophyta; Magnoliopsida; Dioscoreales; Dioscoreaceae
Product: glutamate receptor 2.7-like
Exons: 3
Coding region: 1-1803 (600 amino acids)
Cellular component (GO): plasma membrane
Molecular function (GO): glutamate-gated receptor activity
Source: RefSeq, a predicted model, not a curated record